CGGUCCAACUUAGAAGCCCUUGUUCCCGUGCACUUUUCUAUCCUUUGAGGUAAUUUGCUGCUCAAAAUUUUUUCUAAUCGCACUGAACUAGAAGAGAGAAAAAUGGCUGACGAAGCAAACAGAGCGGCGUUUCUGGAGAUUCAAGCUCGCUUGAUUGAAACUACUGGAAAGUUGAAGCAGGUUCAGAACCAGGUGAGAAACAAAGAAGGAGAUAGGAAGCGCGCUUAUUUAACCUUGGAGGAGCUGCAACAGUUGUCUGAUGAUACCAAUACAUAUAAAUCUAUAGGGAGAACGUUUGUGUUAGAACCCAAAUCAGUUUUAAUGGAGGAACAAGAGCAAAAGCUCAAGGAUAGUGAGACAGCAAUUGCUUCCUUACAGAACUCAAAAGAGUACUUAGAGAAACAGAUUGCAGAAGUGGAGAACAACCUGAAGGAGUUAUUACAGCAAGAUCCCGGUCUUGCUCGCCAGAUAAUGUCUAUGUCUGUAAUGUAGUAAGCUUACUUUCUGUAAGUUUACGUAUCUCUUUCUUAAUAUAUACAUGUAAUACAAGAUUCCUUGUUGGUUGUUCUACACAUAUUAAGUUGUCCUGUUGACUGCCCUUCGAAUUGUUGCCCCUCAGUUUAGCAACUCGUUUUUACUUCAUGUUAAGGGGGUUAUGUUUUUACUACAUUUCUCCGAACACGGGAGUUUUCUCUAUCUUUAUCAGGUUACUUGAAGAUCGAA
This is a messenger RNA of Rhododendron vialii, 723 nucleotides long. Its product is annotated as prefoldin subunit 1. Gene Ontology annotation, biological process: protein folding. The record is from RefSeq and is a predicted model, not a curated record. Bases 103 to 492 code for a protein of 129 amino acids. Gene Ontology annotation, cellular component: prefoldin complex; cytoplasm. The transcript has 6 exons. Gene Ontology annotation, molecular function: protein folding chaperone. NCBI's taxonomy places the organism in Eukaryota, Viridiplantae, Streptophyta, Magnoliopsida, Ericales, Ericaceae.